Molecule: messenger RNA, 2295 nt
Organism: Paramormyrops kingsleyae
Lineage: Eukaryota; Metazoa; Chordata; Actinopteri; Osteoglossiformes; Mormyridae
Gene: aatf
Product: apoptosis antagonizing transcription factor
Biological process (GO): regulation of transcription by RNA polymerase II
Cellular component (GO): nucleus; nucleolus
Source: RefSeq, a predicted model, not a curated record
AAUAAAAGACUGCGCACACAAAUCCAGUUUAUUGAAUAAACAAGUAAAGAAAUAUAAAGCUAAGUUUAAAAAAGCAAUUAGCAUUUCUUGUAAUAACGACCAGUUGAAACGCGCUGGCGAUUUUUUAUGACGUAAUCCGGCGCCGUGUGUCGCGUGUAGCUGAAGGAAAAUGGCUGCCCCCAUAGCCCAGCAGCUCGAAGAUUUGUUAAAUCCCUUACCAAAAUUCGCGGACCCAGAAGACGACCAGGAUGAAGAGACCCGAGCCAAGGUGAUAGAGGCGUUCGACGAGGGAGAAAACGAAGACGAAAGUAGCAGCGGCCUGCGGAAACGAGCUUCCGCCCCGCUGUCCGAUACGGACCGGCGGUACCGGGGCAGGGUGACGUCGCGUAGGAAGCUGCAGGAGGAGACUGAAUCUUCUGGAGAUGAAAGUAAGGACGCUGAUGAAGACGAUGAGAGUGAAGACCUCAGUGAUGAGGAGGUGGAGCGGGACUUGGAUGAAGAGGAUGAUGAGAGUGAAGAGGAUACCGAGAGCUUUACUGCUUGCACAGCAGAAGCAACCACCAUGAAGACCCUGGUGAAGAAGAUGAAGGAGACGGACAUUACCUUCCCCGCUGAUGUAGACUUCCGCAAGCUAACCGAAGGUAUGGAUGAUGCUGGGGACAGUGAGGAGGAUGAGGAUGAAGACAAAGAGGAUGAAGGGACAGAGGAAGAUGAAAGCGAAGAACUGGAAACAGAGGAGGACAUGCAAGAGGAUGACUUGGAUGAGGAUGAUGGUGCUGUGAUGACCUUCUCCACGGCGAAGGUCAGUGAGGAAGUGGAAAAGGGGCAAGCCGUGAAGAAUCAGCUUGCUCUCUGGGACCAGCUUCUAGAAGGACGAAUCAAAUUGCAGAAGGCUCUGUUGACAGCCAAUCAGCUGCCCCAGUCGCACACUUUCCCAGAGUUCAAGGCCAGAGGUGGAGCAGACUUCACUGACGCACUGAAGAACAGCCACAAGGCUCUGAAGGCCCUCCAGAGGUCCAUCCUGGAACUGCAGGACCACCUCCUGUAUCAGAACCCAGAAACCAGACCUGUCGUGUUGGGCAAAGCCGGUCCAAACAGUGAGGGUGAUGAAGUGUGCUCUGAGGAGGGAGAGGAGGAUGAAGAGUGGCAGGGACCCCCGAAGCGCAAGCUGGAAAUGGCGGACUACCCCGAACUCAUGGCGAAGCGAUUUGCUGCCUUCAAACCAUACCGCAACGGCACUCUGCAGAAGUGGCACGACAAGACCUGCCUCACCAUGGGCAAGACCGGCAAGGGCUUCGGAGCUUUCGACCGGAACAUCCUGACGCAGGUGGAGCAGGUCCUGUCCGAACCGGAGCGGCUCAUCCGUCGCACCCAGAUCAAACGCUCGGAGUACCGUGUGCUGGGGGGGCCGUCCUCCGCCUCGCCUGGCCCCGCCCCGGGGGGGGCCACCACCGAGGGCGAGGAGUUGGCUUUGAAGGCCAACGCGCAUCUCAAAGACCUAGAUCAGGAAAUCUUCGACGACGACGAUUUCUAUCACCAGCUUCUGAGAGAGCUAAUCGACCGCAAGACGAACGCAGCCGACCCCAAUGACCAGGUGGCCAUGGGCAGGCAGUGGCUGGCGAUCCAGAAACUACGCAGCAAGAUUAAAAAGAAGGUGGACACCAAGGCCAGCAAGGGCCGCAAGAUCAGGUUCCAUGUUCACAGCAAGCUGGUGAAUUUCAUGGCCCCCAUCGACCACAGCUCCAUGAACGACGAUGCACGGACGGAACUGUACCGCUCGCUCUUCGGGAAGAACUCCCGCGUUGACGAGGCCCCGCGGGACUGAGGCGCCCCGGCUGAGAGACGUGCGAUUGAGCCGAAUGGGAUUUGUACUGCUGCCCAACACAUCGCCUCCUGCUGGACGGACGCGCGUUCAGCACCUUGCGAACCGAACCGGCCUGGAUUGCGGAAGCCGAACCCCGACGAGUGCCGCCGGGACUCCACUUGUCCUAGAUAAACCCACUCGGCCACCUAAUCCCUGCCAGGGAAUCGGCAUGGUGCUGGACCCUGUAGCCUCAAUCAGUGACGGGCAAACUGCAAGUCCUCCUCAAUCCCACAAGGCUUUGCUGUCCCAUUUCUCUGCUAGCCUGCCAUGUCUCUGCUAAAAUCCCACUACAGGAAGUGCCUGAGCCCCUCCCAGGAAACAGGAAAGCAACUGGGGGUGCACCCUGAACUUCGUUGACUGAUUAGACAUUUUUGGUAAUAUUUUUAUUAUUAAUUCCAUACAAAAUAAAUACAAGGAUCGGACAAACAUGA